Messenger RNA from Pelobates fuscus (common spadefoot toad), 1810 nucleotides. It is a transcript of the gene PPP1R3D, whose product is annotated as protein phosphatase 1 regulatory subunit 3D. The coding region runs from base 535 to 1419 and encodes 294 amino acids. Gene Ontology annotation, molecular function: glycogen binding; protein phosphatase 1 binding. The record is from RefSeq and is a predicted model, not a curated record. Gene Ontology annotation, cellular component: protein phosphatase type 1 complex. NCBI's taxonomy places the organism in Eukaryota, Metazoa, Chordata, Amphibia, Anura, Pelobatidae. Gene Ontology annotation, biological process: regulation of glycogen biosynthetic process. The transcript has a single exon.
AGGCAGGGAGAAAUAAAAUGACAGGCAUGUCACUGCUCCAAUGGAAACAAAGAGCAUUCUAUUGCGGCCAUCUCACAGCAGCAUAGCCAGCCCUCUGCUUCAGGUCUGGGAAAAUAUGCAAACUCAGGAAACAAAAGAGUUUAUCUGCAUCAGGCUGUCAGCUAACCAGUUACUUCAUUUCCAGCAAUCUCUUCCGGGUUGACAGGCAGCACAGAGAGAGCAGCCACUGCAGAGAUCCUAACACUGGCCAAAGCACAGAGAUUAGACCUGCUUGCGGUGUCUUCCAGUGCAGUUUCUACCAAGAAUCAAAGGUCUUGGCUGCAGUGUCUGUAUGGCACAGAAGGGGUGGCAACGGAGCUGUAAUUGCAAGUAACUGCCAUGUUACGCUCCUAUGGAUGAGCUGGAACCUGAUCAGAUGCUACAAAUAUAUUCGGAAAGAAUACCAACCUAGUGCGUGUUAAGGGGCACAGCAAGACUGGGGGGAAAGCCACUUGUGAUAUCAGGAGUCUAUUCCUAAUCCACUGCCAUCUCACCAUGUCUUUCAAAAUACACCCUUUCCCAACGAAUCGCAACGUUAAGGAGCAAGUUGAGCUCUGCAUGCCACGCAGCCUUAGUUAUAUUAACAAUCUGUACCAGAACACACAACUGGUAGAAGGCUUUGGUGAGCGAAGAACCCACAAUACAUUUGCAAAAGAUCAUCUUCCCAGAACCCAAAGCACAGCAAAUACCAGCUGUGACCCUCAACUAAGGCCCAUCAUGCGCAGGAGAACCAAAUCUCUGCCCAGCUCUCCUGAAAGGAAGAUUGCCACCAAGUGUUAUCCAAGAUGCCACCGAGUGAGGUUUGCGGAUUCCCUUGGCCUAGAGCUGGCAGAGGUUAAAAUUUUUAAUGCUGCGGAUUACCCAUCCAUCCCUCUGCAUGUUCUCUCCAGGCUUUCGAUUAACUCAGACCUAUGCUGUAGCCAGGACUUGGUGUUUGCCAUCCAGUUCCUGCAGCCAGACUUCCAAUCUCCAGCCGAAAGUGAGGGCUUCACCGAGCGCCUGCAGAGGAACAGCGUCUGCCUGGAGCAUGUUGUGAGCUCAGAGGAACUGGGCAUCUCUGGGACAAUCAGAGUUGUGAACCUGGCAUUUGAAAAAUACGUCUCAGUCAGGUAUUCAUUUACAGACUGGAAAACCUAUUAUGAAGUCAGCGCAACUUGGAAGAAAUCCAAAGAUGCGAGCUCAGAUGUAUUUUCAUUUGGAAUACCACUUCCCCCUUACCUCCAGCACAUAUGUUCAGCGGUACAAAUAGCGAUCAGGUACCAGGCUGCAGGUAAAGAAUACUGGGACAACAACGAGGGGAAAAACUACAGCUUUACGUACAGGAGUCAUGUGUUAAAAAUGCCCAGAGACAUGGAGCAGAGCUGGAUUCAUUUCAUCUAAACUCUCGAUUUUAGUGCUAAAGAGCAGAGCUCGGGUUCAGCUUUCUAGUGCUUUCUGUUUUAUGGUAUCCACACUGGGAAUCCUGUGAUCAAUCUAGAGCCAGCACUGCUGUUAUUGUAUAAGGUAAACAGCAGCGGUUAAAGGAACAGACUUGUUUUUAGUUAUGGUUUGUACACUGAAGGACGCACUGAGAACUGGAGUGAAAGAUGUGACAUUCGUAUAUUGUUAGGCAUGGCAUUGCAGGAGACAGAAGAUAUGAUGUUCAGUUUAUGGGCGUUUUAUAUUUAAAAUUCAGGCUUUAAGGGCUGCUAUGGAUUUCUGCUGAGCCUUACUUUAUCAUAGUAGUAUCCAAAAGCUUCAACAGAUCAAUCACCUGUGUUAAAGCAGGAAU